Ctenocephalides felis (cat flea) is the source of this 1047-nucleotide messenger RNA. RefSeq lists its product as uncharacterized. The transcript has 3 exons. Gene Ontology annotation, biological process: sleep; positive regulation of voltage-gated potassium channel activity; regulation of synaptic transmission, cholinergic. The record is from RefSeq and is a predicted model, not a curated record. Bases 39 to 530 code for a protein of 163 amino acids. NCBI's taxonomy places the organism in Eukaryota, Metazoa, Arthropoda, Insecta, Siphonaptera, Pulicidae.
UAAUCAGUUGACUCUUCGAGGUGAGAUAAAAGUGCAAAAUGAUGAUAUCGAUUUUACUAUUUACAUUUUUGAGUGUAUUUCAUUUAGGAUCAUCCCUACAAUGUUACCAAUGCGACCUGGCAAAUAACCCGGCCUGCACGGCGUCUCUAAAUUCCACUAAAGACAUUGCAGCCGUAGAAUGCGGAAAACUUCCUCAACAAGUUAGUGAAAAUGAUCGCUCCUUAAUACGAUUUUUGCCACCAAAUUUCGAUGGACACUUGUCAACCACCAGGGAAGGAGUCGGAUUUCAAUGCGCAAAAAUUGUUGCCACGAAUAACAUUCAGGGUGGUUAUAAUAUCACGAGAAUUCUUCGAACAUGCAUUGUCGAUACCUUAAAUUGCGAGAAAAUUAAUGAAGACUUAAAACAAGAAGGAUUUUCUUCAAUGAUGUGCGCAACUUGCAACACAAAUUUAUGCAAUAGUUCUACUUCUUUAAGCAUCACAAUUUUAUUACCAUUUAUAUUAUUUUUAAUCACAAAAGCCACGUCUUAGGGAAAUAAUUUGAGUUAGAUGAAAAUUUUUCAAAGUCUUUCAAAAGUUUUCAUCAGAAUGCUGAUUAGUCGAUACACUUACAACAUGGUAUUAAAAAUAACUUUAUUUAAGUGAAUUCAAACACCAUUGAUUGAUUAAUUUAAAAUUAUCACCACUCGAUUUAGUAAAUCCAAAGUAAAGACCAUAACAACUCAUACUUUGUGUAUUUUUUAAAUACCAAUAUAAAAUUUCAUGUAUUAUUUGUUUCAAUUUAGCAUCAAUUAGAAUAGAAUCAAAAUAAAUAGUGAAUCUCAAUGUUUAACAAGUAGAUCAAUUGUUUUUCGACUUAUGCAUUGGUAAUAAAUUCAAGUGAUUUACUUUUAUGUUUAAUUAGUUAAUAACAGUAUAACAAUUUUUACUUCAAGCCAAUAAGCCGAUGCCAGCCAAUGUUACCUACAUUUAUGUACAUUUUAUUAAUAUUGUAUAAAUAAUGUAAAUUAUAAUAUCUUUUUAAUAAAAAUAUGCACAAAUAUAAAAA